AUGUUUCUCAAAAUUACAUUUUUGGCAGGUCUUUCGGCCAUUGUCUUUGCUAGUCCUCUCUCUACACGUGCCACCUGCGACCUUGCUACGCUGCAGGCAGCCACCGACAAUUACAUUGCAGCGCAGAUUGCGGGAGAGGCCACAAAAUUGGGCUCAGUCACGGCACAGACAACGUACACGGAGAACUUCAAGGCGGCAGAUUUGAGCAAGGGAAUUCUGUCGCAGGCAUUGGCAAUAGCCCACAACCAUAGCCUCCACGACACGACGGCCUGCUCAACAUACCUUGAGCUCAUCAUCACCGAUGCCAAGCACCCGUCCGUCACGGGCACGCAAAUGUACUUUGCGCAAGAUGGCAGCGGCAUCAACAAGAUCGAGACACUCGUGACCGACAAGGGAGAUUGGCUGUUUGACGUGGCGGGCACACUCAAGUGGGCCUCGCAGGAGAAAUGGGACGAGAUCCCCGAGGCACAGAGGGACACGCGCGCCGUCAUCCAGGCUGCCGCCGAUGCGUAUGCCGAUAUUUUCAACAACAAGAGUGUCGUUGUGCCAUGGGGCCAACCUUGUGCACGGCUUGAGGGUGGUUCGUACACUGGCAAGGGUGAAGCGACUGAUCGGUGUGAUGUUGGCAUCCCUAGCGGCGUCAAGAACACGAAUCGACGCUACAUUAUUGACGAAGCCAAAGGAAGUGUCGACAUGUUCAUGACGUUUGCAGACAGUCUUCCAGACAGCCAUGAGUUUAGGGUGGAAGGAGGAAAGAUUCGCUACGUACACACCUUGACGGUUAUGAGCUAG
Messenger RNA from Pestalotiopsis fici W106-1, 792 nucleotides. RefSeq lists its product as uncharacterized. Bases 1 to 792 code for a protein of 263 amino acids. The transcript has 2 exons. The record is from RefSeq and is a predicted model, not a curated record. Lineage: Eukaryota; Fungi; Ascomycota; Sordariomycetes; Amphisphaeriales; Sporocadaceae.